Molecule: messenger RNA, 1800 nt
Organism: Thunnus maccoyii (southern bluefin tuna)
Lineage: Eukaryota; Metazoa; Chordata; Actinopteri; Scombriformes; Scombridae
Exons: 5
Coding region: 785-1255 (156 amino acids)
Source: RefSeq, a predicted model, not a curated record
UUGACUUUGCCUCUUUUUUUGGUGUUUUAUUGUGUGCUGUCUGUCAGUCCCACUAUCUUGGUCGUUAAUUUGUGUUGGAAACUAACUUCUCUUUUAUUCCCUUUCAAAACCAACGCUAAGCUGUCACCUUGUCAGGACAGGUCAAGAGAGGGAAGUGUGGACGAUCUGCUACAACAGGUGUAUUGAUGCUUCGUCACGUAAGCUCUCCCCAUCUGUCGGUAGAAGAUGACGAUUCUGUGACGCAGACCCCUCCACCCCCCAGUCCACUCUCCAUCUGUCUGGCUUCCUGUCUGACGCUGCAUCACCAAAUGAUCUCAACUCCUGUGACCUAAACACAAACUAUAAAGGUGUUUCAUGCUGAAAUGGAGGAUGUGACUUUUAAACUUAAGCACAGCCCCACCUGUAAACAUAAGUUUGUAUGAGCUAUUUCGGUGGUCAAGGGGUAAACAAGCAGUUGUUUAUCCUGCUUGGAACCACCGUGUUAAUGAGAUAAACGGCUCUUGCGUCUUCAGAUAAUCCCGCAGAGGUCAUCAGUCAAAUCCACAUAAGAGCAGACAGUGACAGAGCAGAGUUCAGUACACUGGAAGCAAUGCGAGGAACGGAUGCUACGCUUUGCAGCUUCGACCAAUGAUACAAACGGCUGAUCUCGUCCACAGGAGAUACCACUUGCAGAUAAAAGACACAUCAUUCCUGGUGUAAAUUGGAAAGAUUAUCCUGGGAUUACUAAGAGUCAAGACAUCAGUUUAAAUCCUAUAUCGUGACACAACAGGUGACAACUCUAGAGAUGGAUUCCCUCAUGUCACUGGGUGCUCCCCUGAAGCAGUUCACCAGCUGUGUGUCUGGAAAAAGCACCUCCGCCAAGAGAGGAGCCAAGAGGAGCCAGUCAGUCCGCAGAAGCAGCUUCACCCGCAGGAAAAGCAUCAGCAGCAGGAGGAGAAGUCUUCCCUGCAACAGCCAGAAAGUACCGGACUCCUGGCUCAGAGCGUACCAGGCUGAACUGAAGAGAGAAAGGAAACGACAGCAAGCUGUACUAGCCAAGAAGAACGCUGAACGGUCCACGAGAACCCAUUUCAGGAGCCACCACUGCCUCCCACGGCAGACCACCACUGCCAGGAAACCAGCAGCAGCAAAGGAUGAUUCCUUCUUUGGAGCCUUCCAGGGCCUCAGUCUGGACGGACUGAUGGGAGGCACAAACGGAUCUCCUGCUGUCUCUGCUCCUUCUGCUGCUGGAGGAGAUCAGUGCAAAGUUAUGUGAGACCCAUCAUUUAAGGACAAAUCAGGCUGUGCUUGAGAGAUUAUCCCUCCAAGGAGACUUGACCAGAGACUUGCAGGUGAAAGUUGAACUUGAAAAUGAAGCAGAGUUUCACACCUUGUUACCCAAGAAAAAGGUGAAGGUAAACCUGUUUGGAUCAGUGUCUUUUAUUUCCUUUUAGAAAUGUUGAUUUUAUUUAGGAAAAACAUUUCUUGUUCUUGACAUUUGUUCUGCAGAUUGGACACUGUUAUCAGUCUUUGUACUGUUUCUAUUUCUGUCUAAUGGUCUGUUAAACGUGAACUGUCUUUAGUUCUACCUUCAUAUUUAAGAAUCAGGUUAUUAAGACACAAAAUGCAAAACUGGCAUUUAUACUGUAGACUCAGUGCAAAACAUCUGCAGCAGAAGAUUCUGUGAGCUUGUGGCCCGUCCAGAAAUAUCUCUUGUGCACUAAUCUGACAACAUAUCUACUUCACACUGUAAGGUAGGCUUGUUAACACCAAGCUUUAUUUUGUAUUUAAAAAAUAAAGAACAAAAAGCAAAACCAAUGA